AUGAGGUACGAAGUCCAAACCGAUUGUGUUAAACCAACGAAGCACAUGUUUAUUAGCUUACUCGUAGCAACCCAAUCAGUUGUUCCCGCAAACGAAACCUUCAAGUACGUUAACCAAGGCGAUUUCGGUUUUUUCAUCAAUGAAUACGAUGCCAGUUACCGAGCAAUACCCAUCGCAACUCAUCCCUUCCAGUUUGCUUUCUAUAACACCACCCCAAAUGCCUACAUCCUCGGGCUGCGUAUGGCCGUCGCGUUUUCUGAGUCCGUCCGGCGUUGGGUUUGGGACGCCAACCGCGGAAAACCAGUCAAGGAAAACGCGACGCUGACCUUUGGCCGCGACGGAAAUUUGGUCUUAGCUGACGCCGAUGGCAAGGUGGCUUGGCAAACCGGCACCGCCAAUAAAGGUGUAGUCGGCCUGGAACUACUCGAGAAUGGUAACUUGGUAUUAUAUGAUAGCAAGAAGAAAUUCGUUUGGCAAAGCUUUGAUUAUCCAACCGAUACGCUUUUGGUGGGUCAAGCCUUGAAGGCCCCCAGAUCGACCAGGCUUGUGAGCCGAUUGUCGGUUGCUCAACCGGUCAACGGUCCUUACAGUUUCGUGAUGGAGAAGCAAAACUGGGCAAUGUACUAUCAGAGCCCAAAUUCACAAAAGCCUUUGGUGUACUCCAGAUCAAAAGAAUUCGGCAAUGGCAACGGCACUUUGGCAUCUCUUGAAUUCUUCAGUACUCCAGAAAAUGACUGGAAUCAUGCAUUCAACACUGGUCUCCAGAGUACAAUGCCUGGAUCGCAAGGCGGUGGGUCAGAUACAUUGACAAGGCCUAAAUAUAACACGACAUAUAGUUUUCUUCGAGUUGACAUUGACGGAAACUUGAGAAUAUACACCUACGACGACAUUGUCGAUAAUCAAGCAUGGGAGAUUACUUUCGUGCUAUUCGAUCGUGAUGAAGGUAGGGCAAGCGAGUGCAAUUUGCCGAGGAGGUGCGGAUCACUCGGCGUGUGUGAGGACGAUCAAUGCGUCGCGUGCCCUAAGCAGCAAGGAUUGUUAGGGUGGAGCAAGACUUGUGCACCACCAGCUCUGCUACCAUGCAAAGCUGGCUCAAUGGUGGACUAUUACAAGGUUGAUGGAGUUGAACACUACACAAGUGAAUUCAAUCCGGGAAGUGGACCAAUGAGUUUGGCUCAAUGCAAGGUGGUAUGCACCAAAGACUGCAAGUGUUUGGGUUUCUUCUACCAGCGGAAGACUUCCAAAUGCUUGUUGGUGCCUGUUUUGGGUACUUUGGUCAAGGUUCCAAACUCCACCUAUACCGGUUAUAUCAAGAUUUCUAAGUAG
Messenger RNA from Oldenlandia corymbosa var. corymbosa, 1326 nucleotides. Lineage: Eukaryota; Viridiplantae; Streptophyta; Magnoliopsida; Gentianales; Rubiaceae. The record is from the annotation of a GenBank genome assembly.